Naegleria lovaniensis is the source of this 1122-nucleotide messenger RNA. RefSeq lists its product as uncharacterized. Lineage: Eukaryota; Heterolobosea; Eutetramitea; Acrasida; Naegleriidae. The transcript has a single exon. Bases 1 to 1122 code for a protein of 373 amino acids. The record is from RefSeq and is a predicted model, not a curated record.
AUGAGCCAAUCUGAUCGCCUUGAAUCCACGCAGGAACAUCCAAUAACAACCACCGCUCAUCCUCAUCUCCAAAAACAGUCUCUUCUUCAAUCAUCACGAUCAUCAUCAUCACUGUACACAACAAAUUUUGUAACGGCUAUGGAGAUUUCAUCACCCGAUAUGCCAUCACCGUUUUUAGGGCGGUGUAGUGCCGCAAUGAUGAAAGAUACGAAUAAUCAGAGCGAGGAAAAAGUUUUCAAGGAAUCUUCUUCUUUAAAUCAUCGCGAUAGUAAUUACCAUAGUAAUUGUCAAGAACCCUUGAGGAUUAGAAGAAGAGUUGUAUUACCAAAACUUAUUGUCCCAAACUUGGAAAGUGUACAUGAAUGCGUGCUAUUAGAGUGUAAAGAAAAAGAAUUAUAUAUGAAAUUAGGAAAGUUUAGAGAAAAUAGAGUAGAGGAAAUUUUGGACAUGUUUGAACGAAACACCUUCUAUACUAACAGUAUUUCUAAUCAACCUACCGAAACCAAAGAUUUGAGCAAUCAAUACGCGUGUAAAUAUUUUCCAACCUCGCACAGAAACGUGAAUCAAAUUGUACUCUUUAAAAAGGAUGAUGAACAACAUGAUCAGUCAUUAUCACAACAUCAAAUUUUGGAAAACAAUUUAAUAUCAAAUGCCCCAUGUACCAUGAUGGUCUCGCCAGCUACAAAUAAGAACGAGGCUACUUUAUCACAACAACCAAAAUACUUUCAAAAAUACCAAUCAUCCCCAAAGCAAAGAUCCAAGAUGGAUUUUGUACCAACAACAGUUACUUUUAGCUGCAAUCAUCAUGAUGGUGAAAUUUAUUCCCAUCAAUAUCAAAAAUUGAACAAAGCACCCAAGCGAAAGUAUAUGGACGUAGAGGACUGCUGGUUGUCUGAUGGUACUACUAGCACCAGCAGCAACUCCCAAGGCUGUUCAACACUAACAAACUCUUAUAACUACAACAACAAGAGAUUGACGUUAACUAAUCCAACUAACGACCUUAUUUCUCUAGACCUGAAAGUUAAAAAGACAUCAUCCGUAUUUGCGCAUGCCAAACUACGCAAACAAAAAGCCCAAUCCAAACAAGUGUACAACCCUUCCUUCCACGAUAGAAUAGCGUAA